AGCAGUGCAGGUUUGGGUUGGGACGAGGCUGAGAGUGGAUCACAUAGGGGUCGUCAAGUCGCCCGGUCGGUUACCGGGCAACCUCAAGGUGCAAUGGAUGAUGGGACGAGGAAUGACGCGUCGGUUCCGGAGGCUCUGACCCACGGUAGCCAGCCCACCUUCGGUAUAUCUGAUUCAAUAUUUCCGAAAUUGAUUUCAACUCACAAAGACGUUACCCUCAGGUGUGACGGCUUUCUGCCACAAGCUUCAAAUUUGACUCCAUCAUUGAUCAAAAUGGAGUUUACCUGGUCGUACAACAACGGCCGCCCCGUCCCCAACUCUGGCGGCGCCGGCCAGGGUAGCUACGUCAACGAUGGCCACAUCCAACCAGACAAUCUGAACGGCUUUGACGACAUAGCUGGCUUUGGCUACCCCGUCAGCCAGGCUGGAAGUGACCCCAUGGCCAUCGACUUUGAUGAACCUGAGAACAACCACCCUGGCUUCGGCCAUUCAACCAAUCAUCCAGGUGUUAAUCAGCCCAACGACAACAUGAACCAAGCUGGCAUCGACCAGAUGGCUCUUGACUUCGACAUGGACGAACUUGACAGCCAACCUGAUUUCGACAUCGGCGGCCUGGACCUUGCCGAACCUCAAAUCAACCACCCUGACUUCGACUAUGCCCACGCGGGCAAAACCAUCACACAGAUGGUGAAUGAGGAGACCAACGGUGAGUACCAAGGGUACUUCACCUCCCGCCAGCAUCGCAAAGAGCUGGAGCAGCAGUACAUGCAGCAGCAAGCUGCGAGAAUCCUUGCGACCAUCAACCCCGCCUCUCUGGCCGACCUGCCUGGAGACGAGGCCAAGCGCAAGGAGUGGCGUCAAAAGACCACGGAGGCGAUCCGGGAUUUCACCAACGUGGUAAACAGAAACCGAAUCAAAGAAACCAAGGACGCGCAGGGAAACGUCAUCAAACAAGAAGAGAUUGAGAACACGCAUGUCCGCCGCGUUCGAACUCUCUCCUUGUUCGUCACUGAGCUCAUCGCCGACAAGAUCUUGGAGGCGGCAGAGGAAGCCCACCAGGGCAACACCGGAAUUGCUCCGUGGGUCGAGAAAUCUUCAUGGUUUCUCGAAAAGUACCCGACUCUCGACGCCCGCAUGCAGGCGGUUCUUGUCGCGCUCCGGAGGAACAAGAGCGUUCCUCACGCUUACCUCCAGGUCAUCGCGACCAACCGCUUUGUGGCCGUCCCGAAGGCCGAAAUCAAGGAUGAGAACAUGACCUGCAACGGCAAUAGGGGUGAGCUGCUUCGUGAGGGCCUGAAAGCCAGGAAGGGCGAGGGC
This is a messenger RNA of Neurospora tetraspora, 1317 nucleotides long. RefSeq lists its product as uncharacterized. The transcript has 6 exons. NCBI's taxonomy places the organism in Eukaryota, Fungi, Ascomycota, Sordariomycetes, Sordariales, Sordariaceae. The annotation marks the transcript as partial. The record is from RefSeq and is a predicted model, not a curated record.